AAAUUAUAUACCAACUUCUCUUUCUUCUAGUUUUUCAUGUCUGAAAAGACUCCUUCUUCCUCACCCACAUAAUAUAUGUUGAAUAUGACCAAAAGCUGUAGCCAACUGUCAACCCAUUUAAUUUUCUUAUAUCUACCCUUAGUCAUCCAUUGUCUUCUCUCCAAGACCAAAAUUAUCAUUGAAGCUCUUCCACACUUAAAAAAGAAUAUUGUUAUUUCGUUGACUUGUCACCAGGAAGAACAUCUUCAAUAUGAACCAGUGUGUACCGAGUUGGGAUCUCGACGAGUCUCCCAAUCCUCCAAAAAAUCCUAUUCAAACUCAAUCCAAUUCUUUAGCUCCUGAUGUCCCCUCGUUGGAUUAUGAAGUAGCGGAGCUAACAUGGGAAAAUGGUCAUUUAGCAAUGCAUGGAUUAGGUCCUCCACGGGUCCCUCAUAAGCCCAUAUCAAGCUACGGAGGCACCCUUGAAUCCAUAGUAAACCAAGCAACCCGACCCAACCCCCCUCAUCACCACGGUAAACCCGUCGUAGACGGGAACAAACACGGUGGUGAUGAGGUGGUCCCUUGGUUCAACAACCACCAAGCCAACGCCUACACUCCUCCAGCUACCGCCUUAGUCACCAUGACAAAGGAUGCCUUAGUGCCAUGUUCAAGAAACACCGACCACCACGGACGCUCCGUCCACAUGCCGGGGCUUGACGGCUCCGCACACGUGGGGUCAUGCAGUGGCACAACCAACAGCAGAGACUGGAUGGCGGCGCCACGCAUGACAGUAGGCCCCACUCAACAUGAGUGGAGCAGCCGUGCGGAUAUGAGUGUAAGUGGAAGUGCAACUUGUGGAGGAGAUAGCCGCCAAUUGACUGUUGACACGUUUGAUAGAGAAUUGGGUACAACUAUGUUCACUUCUACAUCUAUGGGGUCACCGGAAAACACCAGUUCUGACAAGCAGUGCACUAAUAGGACGGGGGAUGACCAUGAUUCCGUUUGUCACAGCAGACCUCAGAGGGAGGCAGGUGAUGAGGAGGAUGAGAAUGACAAAAAAGGGUCUAAAAACUCUUCACCUUCCACAAAGAGGAAGAGGGCAGCUGCCAUCCAUAACCAGUCUGAACGAAAAAGAAGAGACAAGAUUAAUCAAAGGAUGAAGACACUGCAAAAGUUGGUUCCAAAUUCGAGUAAGACAGACAAAGCAUCAAUGCUUGAUGAGGUUAUAGAAUAUUUGAAGCAACUACAAGCUCAAGUUCAUAUGGUGAGCAGGAUGAACAUAUCACCAGCCAUGAUGUUACCUUUGGCAAUGCAACAACAGUUACAAAUGUCUAUGAUGGGAAUGGGUAUGGGUAUGGGCAUGGGCAUGGGAGUUGCCGGAGUUCUGGAUAUCAACCGCCCCAAUAUCGCCGGACUUCCGCCCUUUCUCCACCCUACAGCCGCCACCGCCGCCUUCAUGCAGCCCAUGACCUCCUGGGACAGCUCUAGUGCCACUGCUGCCGCUGCUGGUGGUGUUAUCCCUGAUCCUUUAACUGCCUUACUCGCUUGCCAAUCACAGCCAAUGACCAUGGAUGCCUAUAGUAAGAUGGCAGCAUUCUACCAGCAAUUUCAACAGCCACCUGCAGCCUCUGGCCCUAAACUUAAUUGAUAUAAUAUAGUUGUCAAUUUUGUAAAGUUUUUAGACUUUUCUUGAUUAAUCUUUACAAGAUUAUUGCUGGAGAAGUAUGUAAAUUGAGAUUUUUUUUUCAUUGUUUUCUUCACAUUUUUUUCAGUAGGUGUUUAGAGGUUUGAGAAUUUGUAUCUUUAUUCUGUACUCCAUUUGCUAGUCAACGACUCAACGGGAUGGUGAGUGUAAACAAUUAUGUAUACUUGAUUACGUACAACUUUUAAAUGGAAGUGUCUUUUCCAUGCAUGGA
This is a messenger RNA of Lycium barbarum (goji berry), 1895 nucleotides long. RefSeq names its product transcription factor UNE10. The coding region runs from base 251 to 1627 and encodes 458 amino acids. NCBI's taxonomy places the organism in Eukaryota, Viridiplantae, Streptophyta, Magnoliopsida, Solanales, Solanaceae. The record is from RefSeq and is a predicted model, not a curated record. Gene Ontology annotation, molecular function: protein dimerization activity. The transcript has 6 exons. Gene Ontology annotation, cellular component: nucleus.